This is a messenger RNA of Pipistrellus kuhlii (Kuhl's pipistrelle), 2207 nucleotides long. RefSeq names its product melanocortin 2 receptor accessory protein 2 (gene MRAP2). Gene Ontology annotation, cellular component: plasma membrane; endoplasmic reticulum. The record is from RefSeq and is a predicted model, not a curated record. NCBI's taxonomy places the organism in Eukaryota, Metazoa, Chordata, Mammalia, Chiroptera, Vespertilionidae. Gene Ontology annotation, molecular function: type 4 melanocortin receptor binding; type 3 melanocortin receptor binding; type 5 melanocortin receptor binding. Bases 196 to 801 code for a protein of 201 amino acids. Gene Ontology annotation, biological process: protein localization to plasma membrane; regulation of adenylate cyclase-activating G protein-coupled receptor signaling pathway. The transcript has 5 exons.
GCCUCAGCCUCGGGCGGGGCAGGAGCGCGCGUCCCCGCCGGGCGCAGUGCACUGGAGCCUGAGGGACUCCCAGCCCCAGGCGGCCGUGGCCCGGGCGCUGCGGGAGGAGGAGGAAAAGGAAGAGGAAGCGGCAAGGCAGCUCACGCACCUCCAAGCAGCUGCGCCCGUGGCCCGGGGCGCUCCAUCAGGGUGGAGAUGUCUGCCCAGAGGUCAGUUUCUAACAGAACAUCUCAGCAGUCUGCAUCUAACUCUGACUACACCUGGGAGUAUGAGUAUUAUGAGAUUGGACCUGUUUCCUUUGAAGGACUGAAGGCUCAUAAAUACUCUAUUGUGAUUGGUUUUUGGGUUGGUCUCGCAGUCUUCGUGAUUUUCAUGUUUUUUGUGCUGACUUUGCUGACGAAGACAGGAGCCCCACACCAAGACAAUGCAGAGCCUUCGGAGAAGAGAUUCAGAAUGAACAGCUUUGUGUCAGACUUUGGGAGGCCGCUGGAGCCAGAUAAGGGCAAUGAGGAGUCCCGGUCUCUGUUUCACUGCUACAUCAACGAGGUGGAGCACCUGGAGAAGGCCAGAGCUGGCCAGCAGACCACGGCCCUGGACAGCGACGUGCAGCUGCGGGAGGUCACCAGAAGCAGCGGGCGGCCAGAGGAGGAGCUGAACAGGCUCAUGAAAUUUGACAUCCCCAACUUUGUGAACACGGACCAGAACUCCUCCUUUGGGGACGACGAUCUUCUGAUUUCAGAACCACCUGUUGUUCUGGAAAAUAAGCCAGUUUCCCAGACCUCACACAGAGACCUGGAUUGAGAAACAUGCUCUGUAAUAUGUCUUCCUGAAGAUGUGUGUGUGUGGGGGUGUUUGUAUAGCAAGAAAUCUUCAUUUACCAAAAUGGCGUGUGUUGAGAGAGAGAGAGAGAGAGAGAGAGAGAGAGAGAGAGAGAGAGAGAGAGAGAGAGAGAGAGGAACUGAGACAAAAAGAAAAAAAGAGAGCCCCUCAGAAGGGAGCUGAUUAAGCUGAGUUUUUAUGCCUUUAAAGACAUAUGAGGCUCUGGGGGGAAUAAAGUAACCUUCUCACCAUCCUUCUUGCCGAGAAAUUUGGCAGUAUACUGGGCAUCAGCUCUCUUGAGUGAGGGUUAUCUUUGUGUUCUACGCUGGCCCUGCCCCGGCCAUUUUCUACCUUUAGCAAUUGCUCUCCUUCUGGGCUGCCGAUCAUUUUCCUGUCAUGUGGGGAGUCUGGAAUAGAUGAUCCCCACCAGCUCCAAUAUUUUGUGACUUUCUGACCGUGCAUGCAGACGAUGCAGGGCUAUCCAUAAAGCCGCUUACACUAGGGCACUGGGUCCUAUUUCUGAGUGUAGGACCCCCUUCCCUGCAAAUGUCUGCACCUGCACUCAGCCCUUCACUGAGCUCAGCUUUGCUUUCAUCGGGGCCCAAACGCCCACCAGGAUGUCAGGACACUCGUCUCACACAUCACUGCGGACAACGUUUCUGCCGGCUGUGCCAACACAGCUUUUCUGAGGACCUCUGGCCAUCCAUGCUCAAACCAGGGGACAGCCCUGCCCCUCCUAUCCUAGAAUGAGUAUCAACAGAACUCCAGUCCCCAGAACUGUAGGCAAGGUCAUCACCUGAGUGAGGGAGGCGACGUGUGUGUGUCUCUGUGUUGGUCUGUCCUGUCUGGUCACACAGUGGCUCCCUUGGCCACUGAACAGGUGAAGUGCCACGUACCAUGCAGUCUACUUGGCAAAUGUGUCGGUGAUGGUCCUCUGGCUAGUGUGUGGCUUCGAGUUAAGAUGGUGAAUGGGUUGUAAAUUCCUCACUAAUAGAUAUUCAGGUUGGCCUGGUACCGUGGUCAGCAAACUGAGUCUCGCAAGCCGCAUGCGGCUCUUUGGCCCCUUGAGUGUGGCUCUUCCCCAAAAUACCAUGGCCUGGGUGAGUAUAUUUUGAGGACAUGGUAUUAGAAGAAGUUAAAGUUUAAAAACUGUGGCUCUCAAAAGCAAUUUCCAUCGUUGUAUUAUUGCUAUUUGGCUCUGUGGACCAAUGAGUUUGCUGACCACUGGGCUGGUACAACACGCCCCUGGUAUCAGAAAUAAUUUGGUUUUAUAUUUCCAGGUUCCAUGCAUGGCCAACUGCUAAUCUCUGGGGGACAUAUUCAUUAUGGAUUUGUUCACCACUUGUCUUGCUUAAGUUAAAAAAUAAAUAUGUUUGACUGCACAGGAA